Messenger RNA from Dreissena polymorpha, 1218 nucleotides. RefSeq lists its product as uncharacterized. NCBI's taxonomy places the organism in Eukaryota, Metazoa, Mollusca, Bivalvia, Myida, Dreissenidae. Gene Ontology annotation, molecular function: protein dimerization activity. The coding region runs from base 253 to 747 and encodes 164 amino acids. The transcript is spliced from 3 exons. The record is from RefSeq and is a predicted model, not a curated record.
GCGCCGUGGUGGGAUACCUGCACAGCGAGAUCAAUCGCCUGAUCCGCUCCACAAUGGCAAAGUUCGUCAAGAUGUCAGUAAUCUCGGCGGCAGCAGACGUAACAAAGGUUGACUUUGAGACCCGCGACAACCAGCACGAUGAUGACACGAUCGCAAUAGGCCACGCCACACGUACCUACCUUGACGAGGCUCCCCCGGAGGUCCAAGCAUCCUUUUUCAGGAAGGUGAGGGCGUUCUACGUUGACCACGAAAAUGCUCACAAAGUUUCCGGUCAACGAUGAGGUAUUGAAGGCCCUAAGUUUCCUGCGUCCAGAGAACAGACAGAACACAUCGACAGAGUCUGUAGUCAAGCUGUCCGUGCGGCUAGGUGUGGGAAAUCCAGAUCGUAUUCAUGAUGAAUUCGUCGAUUUCCAGCUGCUUUCAGAAAGCGCGUUACCCCCUUACGUUGAGGGAAUGGCACUGGACCCCUUCUGGUCGUGCAUUGCCAGCAUGAAAACACCGCUACAGAAGGCUUUGUUCCCGCAACUCUCUGCACUUGCAUUUGCAGCGCUGUCAAUCCCGCAUUCAAACGCCGAUCCUGAACGUUGUUUCAGCGCCCUGAAAAAAAAUCAGAAAGAAGAAAGAGAAAAUCUGGGACAUAAAACGGUUGAGGCGUUGUUGAGAAUAAAAAUGAACACUAAGAGGGUUUGCUUCAACCAAAACCCUACCUCAGAAAUGUGUACGGCCACGCAUUCCGUGUGUAACUGAUGUAACUGUUCGGUGUAUAGUGUACUGUAACCCGUACUUUCAGUCUACUGGAUAGCCUCCCCUUUGCCAUUGAAAUUAAUAUAAUGAGUAUUGUUGAAUGUUCUAGAUUUUGUACUCUUAAAAAGAUGAAUAUUAUCUUCGUUGUUUGCUAUUGUCUUAUUUAAUAAAACUGUUAUUGUUAUGUUUUAGAUUUCAUGCUUCAUAUCAGAUGUUUUAUGUCUUGAACAAAAGUAUCAAGAGUUUUUGUUAGUACUAUACUGACUAUAUUAAAGGUGGAAUGAUAGAUCGUUUUAGGUGUCCUGCUUUUUGGUCAAAUGUCCCGACAUUUUUUUAUGGAAUGUCCCGCUUUGGACCUAAAAAAUUAUGGCAUGUAUGGUUACUGUUAGCACAAUAAAUCAAAUUAAUAUGUGUCAUGAUCCAUCUUCUUCAAACCAGUUAAGGUUUUAAACCAGAAAUGAACGUUGUGUAAAA